This is a messenger RNA of Aedes aegypti (yellow fever mosquito), 2843 nucleotides long. RefSeq names its product antichymotrypsin-2. The transcript is spliced from 8 exons. The coding region runs from base 394 to 2103 and encodes 569 amino acids. The record is from RefSeq and is a predicted model, not a curated record. Lineage: Eukaryota; Metazoa; Arthropoda; Insecta; Diptera; Culicidae. Gene Ontology annotation, molecular function: serine-type endopeptidase inhibitor activity.
CGCCAACUUGAUUGGAAACAGUCCAUCGUGGAACCUCGCUGGUUCAACUUCAUCUGGGACUUGGUUUGGACGCGGACACGGAGCUUACGCGACUGAAAGAAAGCAAAAGAAGAAUUCUUUCUCUUGUGCUGGACCACUACUGGGACCAGGAAGACGGGAUGCUGCGGUGAUGCUGCAGCUCUGUGUGGACAGGCAUCGUCACCUCCCGUGACGCCUCCUUCGCCGCCAUCGACGCCACCUUCGUCGUCGUCUUGGUCGUCAUCUUUGCUGAAGUAUAAAACAAGAAACCGUUUGACCAUUAGUUGAGGAAUAAUUGUAACUAGUGAAUCCGUUAAGUGAACAUUCCAACGCGCUUUGAUCAUCGAAGAAAGCGGAAACCCGGUUGCGGAAAUUAUGAGAGCUCUACUUGCAUUUUUGCUGGUCGAGUUAUGCGGCUGCUUGGUUAGUGCCCUUCCAAAGGACCGUCACACGAAGGAUGUGGCCAACGAGCCUUUGGUCGGUCACUCGACCAACAUCCUCACGGCCAGCCUGCUGAAGGGCAGCGUCGAUUCCCCGGCCAAUCAGGUGUUCUCGCCGGUUGGAUUUGCCUCGAUCCUGGCCAUGAUCAGCGAGGGUGCCGAAGGUCAAACCCGACAGGAGCUGUACGACGUUCUCAAGUUUCCCGCGAACAGGGAACAAGUUCGCAGUGCAUUUGAUGAAUCGCUGAAGCGCCUCAGUGCGCAGAAUCCAGCGAAUGAACCGCAGUUCAAGAGCUGGUUCUACAUAUACAAGGAUAAUACGAUCAAGCCGGAGUACCGCGAUGUGCUACAGAACAGCUACUAUGUAGAUGUUCGAGAUAUUGAACGUAACGAUUACAAUUUUGAUGAGCCAAAGACUUCGCUGGGUUCGAUCGAACCCUCCAUUGAUUUGACUCCGGACGAAGAAGCGAUCGUUGUGGGUCAAGUUGUCCCAUCUAAUAACAACAGUAAGGAUAUCAUCGAUUUCGAGGAUCUGAAGAUCAAAUCCGUUCCGCUCGACAAUGUACGAUCGGACGUCGGUAUUGCGACCAAAUUCGACGAAGUAGAGGAAGGUGACAAUCCUAAGUUUGAUAAGAAUAUUGAGGAUAAGCAAUACGUGGAACCGACCCAGAUUAAGGAGGAGAUCGCCAAGCAGAAGGACGAACACACGAAUGAAGUGUUGGACGAACCUGUGCUUAAGGCUGCCGAGGAUCGAGUGGACCAAGUAGUGGAGGAUGCUCCACAGAAGUUCAGUCUGUCGUUGAAGAAGCUCGAUGGUGAGGAACACGAGAUCAUGCAUGCAGUGGAGAGCCAGGCGUCUAGACAGAGGUUUAACGUGAGACGGUCAUUCCUGUCUGGAGAUGUUGCUUCGGCCUUAAGCGGUAAUUCUUUAGUCGGUCGUAGAGCUAAUGCCAAAGAAGGAGAGGAGGAUCAAAACGAGUCGAAAAUGUUGCUGUUCAAUGGAUUGUAUUACCGAGGCAGCUGGGCUAGUCCAUUCCAGAUCAAUUCCGACGUAGGCACCUUCUCCGUUAACGGCCAACAGAAACCAGUGACUAUGAUGCGUUCAUCGGGCACAUUCAGCAUUGGAUCAAGUCAAGAACUGGAUGCCAAAUACAUCCAACUGCCAUACAACAAUUCACGCUACUCGCUGAUGCUGAUGAUGCCCAACCAGGCCGAUGGUCUCAAGGAUUUGAUCAAGAACUUCAACUGCCGGAGUUUGAGCAGCGCUCAGAAGGAACUCAGCGAGAUGCCAGUGCAAAUCACCAUGCCCAAGUUCCAGAUCGACACCACCAGCAGAGCUGAGAAGGCUUUGGCUAAGCUGGGACUGAUCAACGUGUUCACCUCCAAGGCUAACCUGAGUGGAAUCACAGACGAACAGAAGAUCCACGUCGAUGAACUGGUCCAACAUGUGUCGAUUCGAGUGGAUGAAGGAUCAAGCAGCGAAACGGCUCUAUCCGCUACAAACAAAGUCGAAGCGAAAACCGCCGGUGUAGAAAUGGAAGAAUUCGUUAUCGAUAGGCCGUUCCUGUUCUUCGUGCGUGAUAUCGUCGACGACUUGGUGAUCGUUGCUGGCAAGAUCAAUGACGUUCCAGCGUUGGAAGAAUAGAAUGAAUAGUUAAGAAAAACACAAGACUUGAAUCCUCCACAUUCGACCCUACACAUCGUUGUAGGGUAGUGAAGAUCUUAACAUUAACGUUUUAGUUAAGCGUCGUCUCAUCUCUUACGAAUUGCAUUCAUCAGAGCACUUCUCCAAGGUUCACUUUUCUGAACACAUGCUUCAAAACUACAGGAACACAACUUCGCACACUAAAUACUCAAUCCGAGCACAGAUGUAACAUUUAAAAUUGCAGUUCCGUCUCUACAUUUCAAAGCAACGAUAGAUUCGCUUCCGGUUGUAAAAUCUCAACAAAAAAAAGUCGAAAGCUUACAUUUUCCCAUCUUGUGCUGGUGUUUCAUAAGAUGGCGAUAAUUGGCCAAAAAUAAAAGCAUCGGAAGUGAGUUUCAUAUGUGGACGUCCAGGCAAGAAUCGAUGCGCGGGUAGAAAUCUUUCCAAAAUAUCUUUUAGUAUUUUGGAAUUGUAUUUAGAAACGGCGAUGCUGAGAUUGUCCGCAUGAUCGUUCUUCGGUUUGUGGUGCCACUCGUUAGGAUAUGGAUAUACCGUUUUGACGCACACGUGAUGAAUGCAGUUUUGAAAUCUCUAUUCUUUUAUCUUGAAAUCGAUUAAAUUUUUCGAACAAAUUAUGAACAAAUAGAAGUAAGAUAACUUAUGUAAAUCUUAAAUUAUUUUUAAAAGCUAAGUGACAAAAUAAAUUGAACUAUUUCCAGAAACAUGUGUGUUUAGUUAAC